AUGUUAUACAUUCCGGUUCGUCUAGGAGAGCUGGAAAUGAAAGCAGUAGUGGACACUGCUGCCGAAGUGUCGAUCAUCUCUGAUAAGGUUUAUUCCAUUUUGAAACCUCAACCUCCGACCGUUGAAAAUAUCAUCCUCCAAACAGCGGACAGAAAUUUGAAAAUGAAAGCUAUGGUAGUGGGACGAAUCCCCAUUAGCCUUGGAUCAGUUCAGUUUGAGGAAAGAUUACAUGUAGCCCCCAUCGGAGACGACAUGCUUCUCGGUUUAGAUCUUAUCACCAUGUAUGGUAUGGACAUUUCGGUGCGGGACUCUAAACUGACCAUUGGACUACAUGAGAUCCCAUUGCACUUUGGGACAAAACCCCAGAAUGCGACUCCUCAUCACGUCAAACGCGUCACAGUGUACAGUGCAGCAGUCAUCCCCCCGAACUGUGUCAAGCGGGUGAACUGCAAUGUAGAAGGGGACAUGGAAAGUACCUUCAUGUUCCAACCAACUCACCCUUCUCCUAUAUGGUCACCGCGGAUCGUUUUUGACCGGGGUAAGGAUCUUUCCACAUAUGUAGUUAACCUGACAGAUUCCUACCACCGGUUGCCAGCUGGUUUGCCCUUCGGAACGGCAGAAGAAGUGACCCUCGUGGAACCUAAUAUUGUAGAUGGACAGAACUUUGAAGAAACAGAUAUUUCCGUAAAACAAACUUCGGUUAUGGACUCGCCUAGUAUCGUCCCAUCUCAUUUGACUGACCUGAGAGACAGGUCGAGUGAAUCUCUCUCUGCAAGGCAGAUUUUUUAUUUAGAUAAUCUUUUAUCAGAAUAUCAGAACGUCUUUGCUAGGGAUGAUUUCGAUUUGGGAAAUUUCAGAGCAGUUACCCACAAGAUAGACACUGGAACGGCAAAUCCCAUCAAACAGAAAAUGAGGCGGACACCUAUCAAUUUCGCCCAAGAGGAGAAGGCGCAUCUAGACAAGAUGCUGAAGGCAGGAGUCAUCAAGCCAUCAAUUUCUGAAUGGGCGUCACCCCCAGUUCUGAUCAGGAAGCGUGACGGAUCAGUGCGUUGGUGCAUAGACUAUCGCGCCUUGAAUAGUGUGACUAGGAAGGAUGUAUAUCCAUUGCCUAGAAUUGAGGAAUGCUUGGACACAUUAGCCGGAAACAUAUCGUUUUCGAAAUUGGAUGCGAGCGAUGCCUAUUGGCAGAUACACGUCGAUCAACCUGAUCAGGAAAAGACAGCCUUUAUUACAAGAUAUGGGUUGUACGAAUUCGAGCGAAUGGGAUUCGGACUAUGUAAUGCCCCCGCAACGUUUUCCAGGGCAAUGAAUCUCAUUUUGUGCGGGCUCACUUGGGAGAUCGCUCUCGCAUUCUUAGACGACAUCCUGGUCCUUGGAAAGAGUUUUGAAGAACACUUAAAAAAUCUUUGGAUAGUGCUGAACCGAUUUCAACAGUUUGAACUGAAAUUGAAGCCAAAAAAGUGUGCUUUGCUCCAAACAAAGGUCGAGUUUCUCGGAAGAGAAGUUGAUAACACUGGAAUUCAUCUAAGAGCGGAACAUGUCCAGGCCGUUCAAUCAUGGCCGGUGCCAAAGAAUACCCGGGAAGUUGAGCGUUUUUUGGGACUCGUAAACUACCACAGGGUUUUCUUGAAAAACUACGCAAAGGUAGCUGCCCCUUUAUACGCACUAACAGGAAAACAACCAUUCAAGUGGGAGGAAGCGCACCAAUGUGCUUUCGAAUCAAUCAAGCACAUGCUUAUUACAGCUCCGGUACUUACUCUUCCUGACUCCACUGAUGGAUUUGUGCUAGACACGGAUGCCUCCGAUAUUGCCCUUGGAGCAGAACUUCUACAAAUCCAAAAUGGUGAGGAAAAAGUGAUAUCGUAUGGAAGUUGUGUGCUCGCCAAGGAACAACGAAGAUACUGUGUGACAAGAAAAGAGUUACUAGCGGUUGUAUUGUUUACACGAUUCUAUCGCCACUAUUUACUAGGAAAACCAUUUCUUGUCCGAACGGACCAUAGCAGCUUACGAUGGCUAUUGAACUUCAAGAGACCACAGCCUGGUCAGAUUGCUCGCUGGAUCGAAGAAUUAAGCCAAUACGACUUUCACAUAGAGCAUCGAAAAGGGAACAAACAUGUUAAUGCAGAUGCGUUAUCCAGAAUCCCUCAACCACCCUCCUCCUGUAGCUGUUAUCAACUAGGCAGUAAGCUGAAAGACCUGCCGUGUGGUGGGUGUCAUCAUUGUGAGCGUGUGCACAAGCGGUGGGCAUACUUCGUUGAGGAAGUGGACGACGCAGUGCCGUUAAGCAAACGCUCCCCAGUCUGCAAAGUAAGUAUGACGGUACCAGGUACAAGUGAUUCUCCGCCCAGCAUUUCUCCCCAGGUUGAGGAAAUCGGUGAGCUACGAGAAGUUACAAUUUUACGGUGUAGCAUUCCCACCGUGAAUGCCAUUUCCCUUUCAGACAUCAGCGAUGAAAACUUCAGGGAAGCGCAAGAGAAAGAGACCUAUUUCGGACCCAUACGAGCCUGGCUGGAGUCUCAAACGGUUCCGUCCCAAGCUGAAAUCAUGCUUUGGGGUGCAGAGCAAAAGUUCUUAUGGAUCAAUCGAGAUCUUCUCAUUCUUAAAGAUGGUCUACUGUAUUGGAAGAAGGAUGAACAGCUGUUCGUUGUUGUGCCCCGUGCGCUAAGAGAACAGAUUAUGCAAGUUAACCAUGAUCUCCCUUCUUCAGCACAUCCUGGUUGUGAUCGAACCUUUGCGAAGCUUACAAGAGUUGGAAAUGAUAAGUGA
Messenger RNA from Lytechinus pictus (painted urchin), 2766 nucleotides. RefSeq lists its product as uncharacterized. The transcript has 2 exons. NCBI's taxonomy places the organism in Eukaryota, Metazoa, Echinodermata, Echinoidea, Temnopleuroida, Toxopneustidae. The record is from RefSeq and is a predicted model, not a curated record. The coding region runs from base 1 to 2766 and encodes 921 amino acids.